Solanum tuberosum (potato) is the source of this 2109-nucleotide messenger RNA. RefSeq lists its product as uncharacterized. The record is from RefSeq and is a predicted model, not a curated record. The transcript has a single exon. Bases 1 to 2109 code for a protein of 702 amino acids. Lineage: Eukaryota; Viridiplantae; Streptophyta; Magnoliopsida; Solanales; Solanaceae.
AUGAAGGAGUCGGAGAUGAUUGACGUUUUUCUCCAAGCGCAAGAACCUGAUUACUUUCAUUACUUGCUUUCUGCCGUCGGGAAGACAUUCGCCGAAGUUAUCAAGGUUGGGGAAAUGGUGGAAAAUGGCAUCAAGUCUGGAAAGAUCGUAAGCCAAGCUGCCUUAAAAGCCACAACACAAGCGCUUCAAAAUGGUUCUGGAAAUAUUGGAGGGAAGAAAAGAAGGGAAGAUGUAGCCACUGUUGUAUCAACACCUCGAACCUAUGUCCAAGAUAAUCACCCACAACACUAUUUUCCUUCCAAAACUCCACCAUAUCAUGUCCCAUACCCUCAAUAUUCCGUGUUUAGCGCACAACCAAUUGCCACCCCUUCUUAUCCGCAAUGGCGUGCACCAUUUCCUCAAAAUCAUCCACCACCCCCGCAAAUUAACCAAAAUACCGUUAGAAUUCCUUUUCGUCCUAGAAAAGAAUACAAGAGGGGAAAUGGAGCUAAAGACGAGUUCACCCCUAUUGGAGAAUCAUAUGCUAGCUUGUUUCAAAAAUUAAGGACGUUGAAUGUUUUGAGUCCUAUUGAAAGAAAGAUGUCGAAUCCUCCUCCGAGAAAUCUAGAUUAUUCUCAACAUUGUGCCUAUUGUUCUGAUGCCCCAGGGCACAACAUAGAGAGGUGCUGGUACUUGAAAAAGGCAAUUCAAGAUUUGAUCGAUACUCAUCGAAUUAUCGUUGAGAACCCAAAUGGACCAAACAUCAAUCAAAAUCCAUUACCCAGGCAUACUGAAACAAACAUGUUAGAAAUGAUGAAUGGUUGCGAGGAAGUUGGAGUCCCAUACAAGCCAAUCCUUAAGGUUGGAACUGGCAAGGAAAAUUCGGCGAAUGUUGUGGACUUGACAAAAAUGGUGCCUUCAGGGACAGAAAAGACGUCGAAAGUGUUAAGCCCAUCAAACACACCCAUCUUAACUGUGAAAGGAGCACUUGAAGAUGUUUGGGCAAGUCAGAGAGAAGCAAGAUUGGUUGUUCCGAGAGGGCCAAACAAGCCUAUCUUGAUCGUGCAAGGAGCCUAUAUUCCACCUGUGAUCAUUAGGCCAGUGUCCCAACUCCCAAUGACUAAUCCCAAGGCUGUCCCUUGGAAUUAUGAGCCUACCAUCGUGACAUACAAGGGAAAAGAAGUCAAUGAAGAAGUAGAUGAAAUAGGAGGAAUGACUCGUUCGGGAAGAUGCUAUGCCCCGGCUGAAUUAAGGAAAACUAAAAAUGACCAAAUGCAAGUUAAGAGUCCAGUCACUGAAGGGGAGGCAGAGGAGUUCUUAAGAAAGAUGAAAUUAUCAGACUACUCCAUUGUGGAACAGUUAAGGAAAACUCCAGCUCAAAUCUCUUUGUUGUCUUUGUUAAUACAUUCAGAUGAACAUCGUAAAGCUGUAAUGAAGAUUCUGAAUGAAGCACAUGUUCCUAAUGAAGUUACAGUGAGUCAGUUAGAGAAGAUUGUUGGGCGAAUCUUUGAGGUAAACCACAUGACCUUCUCAGAUGAUGAACUACCAGUGGAAGGUACGGGACAUAACCAAGGCCUCCAUAUCACUGUAAAAUGUGAGCUUUCAUUUGUCACUCGAGUUCUAAUUGACGGAGGAUCUGGGGCAAAUAUUUGUCCCUUGUCAACUCUACAAAAAUUGAAUGUUAAUGUUGAAAGGAUACGACCCAACAACGUAUGUGUUAGGGCUUUUGAUGAGUCCAAAACAGAUGCCAUUGGGGAGAUAGAGCUCAUACUAAAAAUAGGGCCUGUCGAUUUCACCGUGAAUUUUCAAGUGCUGAGUAUCAAUGCAUCCUACAAUCUAUUGUUGGGGAGACCAUGGGUGCAUAGGGCUGGGGCAGUCCCCUCUACGUUGCAUCAAAUGGUUAAGUUCGAAUACGACCGGCAAGAAGUAAUUGUUCAUGGUGAGGGGGACUUGUCAGUCUACACAGACUCUUCCCUCCCUUUUGUCAAGGCGAAUAAUGAGAAUGAAGCAUUGGUUUAUCAAGCUUUCGAGGUUGUGGUUGUUGAGCAUAUCCUCGAGGGGAAUCUCAUUUCAAAACCACGAAGAUGUAGCCACUGUUGUAUCAACACCUCGAACCUAUGUCCAAGAUAA